AUGACCCAUGGCCAGCAGGUUAACUUGCUUGACCAGGUGGUUGACGAAUCGAUCGACCCCAUACUGAAUGGUUAUUUGACCGGCGAACACACAACGGAUAUCCCGAAGCUUGUUCGAACGAUCCAAGAUAACGAAUACAAAAUCAAAGUCGGUAUACACACGAACGCCGAGGUCGUGUUGGGCGCCAAUUGGUACGGCCACGUGGAAGGCUCGCCGCUCAUCACACAAGUAUUUACCUCGACUGUGGCGGGAGGGCCUUACAAAGGCGAAGAGAUCCUCGGAAAGGAUAAUUUCUCAAAGAUCAGUUCCAGCUUGUUGCCCGCUGCAUACAAGGGGACUUUAUAUGCGGCAGCGAGUAAAGGCAUGCGCAAAGUUGUACUCACUUUGAUUGGAGGCGGCGCGUUCAACAAUGACGUGCUUAAAAUUUGGGAGGCCAUUGAAGAAGCUCUCAAUGAAGUCGAACUUGUUCUCUCCAGUGAGCUGGAUGUCUUUAUCACCAUACGCAACAUGGAUGAGUUGACCCGCAGAGUGCCUGCACAGUACGUGAUGAAAACGGUGAGGAGGUAUGGGGGUGCCAUAAUUAGGUUUGAGGAUGACGACACGAUUUCUAUCGAGCGUUAG
Pyricularia grisea is the source of this 621-nucleotide messenger RNA. RefSeq lists its product as uncharacterized. Lineage: Eukaryota; Fungi; Ascomycota; Sordariomycetes; Magnaporthales; Pyriculariaceae. Bases 1 to 621 code for a protein of 206 amino acids. The transcript has a single exon. The record is from RefSeq and is a predicted model, not a curated record.